Molecule: messenger RNA, 11193 nt
Organism: Propithecus coquereli (Coquerel's sifaka)
Lineage: Eukaryota; Metazoa; Chordata; Mammalia; Primates; Indriidae
Gene: PKHD1L1
Product: polycystic kidney and hepatic disease 1 (autosomal recessive)-like 1
Exons: 68
Source: RefSeq, a predicted model, not a curated record
AUGGGACACCUGUGGCUCCUGGGGACUUGGUGCUUUUGGGGGCUGCUCCUGUGUGCCGUGGAUCCCCGCACAGAUGGCUCUAAAAUAAUCCCCAGAGUCACAGAAAUAAUACCCAAAUAUGGCAGCAUAAAUGGAGCAACAAGGCUGACUAUUAAAGGGGAAGUUAUUAAUAGUUGCCAGCAGCCCUCUGUGUGUUCGAAACUCAAUAUGAACUCCAAAGAUAAGCAGAAGUUGGCAAAAGGAAAGAGCAGAGCAAUGCCAGAAGAUUCCUACACUGUUAGAGUGAGUGUGGAUGGGGUUCCUAUUGCAGAAAAUAAUACCUGCAAAGGUCACAUCAACAGCUGGGCAUGCAGCUUCAAUGCAAAAAGUUUCAGAACCCCAACAAUAAGGAGUAUCACACCUUUAUCUGGAACUCCAGGUACACUAAUUACAAUCCAAGGCAGAAUCUUCACUGAUGUCUACGGAAGUAAUACUGCACUAAGCUCAAAUGGGAAAAAUGUUAGGAUUUUGAGGUAUGGUCUAAAAUUAGAUCAUCCAAAUGGAGACAUGGGUUCUAUGAUUUGUAAGACUACUGGAACUUAUAUUGGUCACCACAAUGUCAGCUUCAUCUUAGACAGUGAUUAUGGAAGGAGUCUCCCACAGAGAAUGGCAUAUUUUGUUUCUUCUCUCAAUAAAAUUUCAAUGUUUCAAACAUAUGCAGAGGUCACUACAAUUUCACCUUCACAAGGAAGCAUUCGAGGUGGCACCGUACUAACAAUAAGUGGGCAGUUCUUUGAUCAGACAGAUUUCCCAGCCAAAGUUCUAGUGGGAGGUCAAGCUUGUGAUAUUUUGAAUGUCACAGAAAAUAGUAUACGUUGCAAGACACCCCCCAAACCUCAUAUUCUCAAAACUGUCUAUCCAGGUGGCAGAGGCUUGAAGCUUGAGGUAUGGAAUAAUAGCCGGCCAGUACAUCUUGAAGAAAUACUUGAAUACAAUGAAAAAACACCAGGGUACAUGGGUGCCAGUUGGGUAGAUUCUGCUUCCUAUAGUUGGCCCAUGGAACAAGACACAUUUGUCGCACGCUUCAGUGGAUUUUUGGUGGUUCCAGAAUCUGAUGUUUAUAUAUUCUAUAUCAAAGGCGAUGACCGUUACGCUCUUUAUUUCAGCCAGACUGGACUUCCAGAAGAUAAGGUGAGGAUUGCAUAUCAUUCUGCCAAUGCCAACAGUUAUUUUUCUAGUCCAACACAAAGAUCGGAUGGCAUUCAUCUUCAGAAAGGAAAAGAGUAUUAUGUUGAAAUCUUGCUGCAAGAGUAUAGAUUGAGUGCUUUUGUUGAUGUUGGACUGUAUCAGUAUAGAACUGUUUAUACUGAACAACAAACAGGAGAUGCCAUAAAUGAAGAACAAGUUAUCAAAUCCCAGUCAACGAUCAUCCAGGAAGUGCAGGUUAUAACAUUGGAAAACUGGGAAACAACUAAUGCAAUUAAUGAAGUUCAGAAGAUCAAGAUAACCAGCCCAUGUGUGGAAGCUAAUUCAUGUUCACUUUAUCAAUACAGAUUAAUCUAUAAUGUGGAAAAAACUGUCUUGCUGCCUGCUGAUGCUUCUGACUUCCUACUACAAUCAGCCUUAAAUGACCUUUGGUCUAUAAAACCAGAUACAGUUCAAGUAACAAGAACACAGAAUCCCCAGAGCUAUAUCUACACGAUAACAUUUAUAUCAACUAGAGGAGACUUUGAUCUGCUUGGUUAUGAAGUAUUUGAAGGGAACAAUGUCACACUGGAUAUUACAGAACAAACCAAAGGAAAACCCAGCUUGGAGACAUUCACACUGAAUUGGGAUGGGAUUGCUUCUAAGCCUCUUACCCCACAGUCAUCAGAAGCUGAAUUUCAGGUAGCAGUGGAAGAAAUGGUUAGCACUAAGUGUCCACCAGAAAUUGCAAAUUUUGAAGAAGGAUUUGUUGUGAAAUACUUCAGAGACUAUGAAACUGAUUUUAACCUGAAUAAUAUUAAUAGAGGGCAGAAGACAGCUGAAACCGAUGCUUACUGUGGUCGUUAUUCCUUGAAAAACCCAGCUGUUCUUUUUGAUUCAGCAGAUGUUAAGCCAAACAGACUACCAUAUGGAGACAUUUUAUUAUUUCCUUAUAAUCAGUUAUGCUUAGCAUACAAAGGAUUUCUGACAAAUUAUAUUGGUGUAAAAUUCAAGUACCAAGACAAUGGCAAGAUUACUAGGAGCACUGAUAAACGAUUUAUAUAUAACUUUGCUGAUGGAAACAACUGGACCUAUACUUGCAUAGAUCUUCUGGAUCUCAUACAAACCAAAUACACUGGGACAAAUUUUUCUCUUCAAAGAAUUAGUCUACAGAAAGCAUCAGAAUCACAGUCCUUCUAUGUGGAUAUAGUAUACAUUGGACAGACACCUACAAUUUCAACAUUGGAUGAAAUGCCAAAGAGAAGGCUUCCUGCAUUAGCAAAUAAAGGAAUAUUUUUAAAGCACUUUCAGGUGAAUCAGACCAAAACAAAUGGAUCAGCUAUAAUGAACCAAUAUUCUGUUACCAUGACUUCAUAUAAUUGCAGUCAUAAUAUACCCAUGAUUGCUGUGAGCUUUGGGCAGAUAAUCACACACGAGACUGAGAAUGAGUCUGUUUACAGAGGAAAUAAUUGGCCAGGGAAGUCAAAAAUUCGUAUUCAAAGAAUUCAAGCAGCAUCUCCACCUUUAAGUGGCAGCUUUGACAUUCAAGCUUAUGGACAUAAUCUCAAAGGCCUCCCCGCUGCCGUGUCAGCUGCAGAUCUACAGUUUGCUCUCCAGAGUCUGGAAGAAAUGGGAAGAGUCUCAGUUACACGAGAGGGAACCUGUUCUGGAUACUCGUGGAACAUCCAGUGGAGAAGCACAUGUGGAAAGCAGAAUCUUCUACAGAUUAAUGACUCGAACAUUAUUGGAGAAAAGGCUAAUGUGACAGUUACAAAGAUAAAGGAAGGUGGCUUAUUCAGACAACACAUACUUGGAGACCUACUCCGUACACCCAGUCAACAUCCGCAGGUUGAAGUCUAUAUCAAUGAAAUUCCAGCUAAAUGUUCAGGUGACUGUGCGUUUACAUGGGAUUCCACGAUUACUCCCUUAGUCUUGGCUACAAGCCCUUCUCAAGGGUCCUAUGAAGAAAGCACGAUUUUAACCAUAGUAGGUUCUGGAUUUUCUCCUAAUUCAGCUGUAUCAGUCUCAGUUGGACCAAUAGGUUGCCCUCUUCUUUCUGUGGAUGAAAAUGAGAUCAAGUGCCAGAUUCUGAAUGGAAGUGCUGGCCGUGCUCUGGUUGCUGUGUCCGUAGCUGGUGUUGGACUGGCACAGAAUGUAGGGGCUGAGACCUUCCACUUCGUUUACCAGAGUCAGAUCUCACGCAUCUGGCCUGCUUCUGGAAGCCUAGCAGGUGGUACUCUACUGACUCUAUCUGGAUUUGGCUUUAAUGAAAAUUCCACCGUAUUAGUUGGAAAUGAAACCUGCAAUGUGAUUGAAGGAGAUUGGAAUAGGAUAACCUGCAGAACACCAAAAAGAAUUGAAGGUACAGUUGAUAUUUCAGUUAUUGCCAAUGGAUUUCAAGCCACAGCAAAGGAUGCUUUUAGUUAUAAUUGUUUACAGACACCAGUUAUAACUGAUUUUAGUCCAAAAGUACGGACAAUAUUAGAAGAAGUUAAUUUAACAAUUAAGGGUUAUAACUUCGGAAAUGAACUCACACAACAUAUGGUGGUGUAUGUUGGAGGAAAAACCUGCCAAAUUCUUCACUGGAACUUCACCAAUAUUAGCUGCCUUUUGCCCAAGUUGUCUCCUGGAAAACAUGAUAUCUAUGUAGAAGUCAGAAACUGGGGUUUUGCAUCAACAAGAGACAAGUUAAAUGCUUCAAUACAGUAUGUUUUGGAAGUGACCAACAUGUUUCCACAAAGAGGCUCCUUGUACGGUGGAACUGAAAUCACUGUAAUGGGUUUUGGGUUCAGCCCGAUUCCAACUGAGAAUACUGUGCUCUUAGGGUCCUUCCCUUGCAAUGUUAUAUCAUCAUCUGAAAAGAUCAUAAAAUGUACUCUUCAUUCAACAGGGAGUGCAUUCAGGAUUACCAACAACGGGAAAGAUUCAGUACAUGGAUUAGGUUAUGCCUGGUCACCCUCAGUCUUAAACGUGUCUGUGGGAGACACAGUGACAUGGCACUGGCAAACACAUCCAUUUCUUAGGAGGAUAGGAUAUAGAGUUUUCUCUGUCUCCAGUCCUGGAAGUGUAAUUUACGAUGGCAAAGGAUUUACGAAUGGAAGACAGAAAUCUAAGUCAGGUUCAUUUUCUUACCAAUUUACUUCACCUGGAAUCCAUUAUUAUAGCAGCGGGUAUGUUGAUGAAGCUAACUCCAUUUUUCUCCAAGGAGUCAUUAACGUUUUACCAGCUGAAUCCAGGCACAUUCCCCUGCACCUGUUUGUGGGUAGCACUGAAGCCACAUAUGCUCAGGGAGGACCUGAGAUUUUGCACUUGGGAAGCUCUGUGGCAGGCUGCCUAGCAACAGAACCCCUGUGUGGCCUGAAUAAUACCGGGGUUAAAAAUUCAAAAAGAUUGCUAUUUGAGCUUUCAAGUUGUUUUUCACCAUCUAUAAGCAACAUUACUCCAUCCACUGGAACAGUAAAUGAAUUGAUAACAAUUACUGGACAUGGCUUCAGCAAUCUCACAUGUGCUAAUAAGGUUACAAUUGGUGGCUACCCCUGUGUUGUAGAAGAAAGUAAUGACAGUUCUAUAAUGUGUCAUAUUGACCCUCAAAACUCAAUGGAUGUUGGUAUCAGAGAAAUUGUCACUCUGACAGUCUACAACCUUGGCACUGCUAUCAAUAUACUGCCCAGUGAAUUUUAUAGACGAUUUGUACUUUUGCCAAACAUUGACAUGGUGUUACCAAGUGCAGGAUCAACUACAGGAAUGACAAGAGUGACCAUAAAAGGCUCUGGAUUUGCAGUUUCUUCUGCAGGUGUAGAAGUCCUUAUGGGUCGUUUCCCAUGUAAAGUUCUAUCAGUGAAUUAUACAGCCAUUGAAUGUGAAACAUCCCCUGCUCCUCAACAUCUUGUGGUUGUAGAUCUUCUGAUACAUGGAGUACCUGCCCAGUGUCAGGGGAACUGUAGCUUUUCAUAUUUAGAAAGCAUCACUCCUUAUAUAACCAGAAUCUUCCCAGACUCUAUCCAAGGAUCUGAAAGAGUUCUCAUUGAAGGAGAAGGUUUUGGGACUGACUUGGAGGAGAUUGCUGUUUUCAUUGGAAAUCAACAGUUCAGAGCAAUAGAUGUCAGUGAAAAUAACAUCACCGUUCUUGUGACUCCUCUCCCAGCUGGACUUCAUUCUAUUAGUGUUGUGGUGGGAACUAAAGGCUUGGCUCUGGGAAAUCUGACUAUCAGCAGCCCCGCAGUAGCCUCUGUCUCACCAACUUCUGGAAGCAUCGGUGGUGGAACUAUUUUGGUGAUCACAGGAAAUGGCUUCUAUCCAGGCAAUACCACAGUCACUAUUGGGGAUGACCCUUGUCAAAUUAUUUCUGUAAACACCAGUGAAGUCUACUGCUACACUCCAGCAGGAACAGCUGGAAUGGUCGGUGUUAAAAUCUUUGUUAAUGCAAUUGCUUAUCCACCUUUACCAUUUACAUAUGCCCUGGAAGAUACUCCAUUUCUCAGAGGAAUUGUCCCAAGCAGAGGUGGAACUCUAAUAUUUGAUGAAGCUGACAUUGAACUCCAGGCAGAAAAUAUUCUAAUUACAGAUGGAGGCGUUCUUCAGAUUGGGACGGAAGCAUCCCCAUUUCAACACAAGGCUGUCAUUACUUUGCACGGGCAUCUGCGAUCUCCUGAGCUCCCUGUAUAUGGUGCCAAAACACUGGCUGUGCGAGAGGGAAUCCUGGAUCUGCAUGGUCUGCCUGUUCCUGUGAUCUGGACUCGUUUGGCUCAUACUGCAAAGGCAGGGGAAAGAACUUUGAUUUUACAAGAAGCAGUAACAUGGAAAGCAGGAGAUAACAUUGUAAUUGCAAGCACAGGACACAGACACAGUCAACGAGAGAAUGAAAAAAGGACCAUUGCAUCUGUAUCUGCUGAUGGCAUAAACAUAACACUAACUAAUCCACUGAAUUACACACACUUAGGAAUUACUGUCACACUCCCUGAUGGAACUUUGUUUGAAGCAAGGGCCGAAGUUGGAAUUCUUACAAGAAAUAUUUUAAUAAAAGGAUCUGAUAAUGUGGAAUGGAAUAACAAAAUUCCACCAUGUCCUGAUGAAUUCGACACAGGUGAAUUUGCUACACAGACAUGUCUCCAAGGAAAGUUUGGAGAAGAAAUAGGAAGUGACCAGUUUGGAGGCUGCAUUAUGUUUCAUGCUCCUGUACCUGGUAUGAAUAUGGUAACUGGAAGAAUAGAAUAUGUAGAGGUAUUUCAUGCUGGCCAGGCUUUUCGGCUAGGGCGAUAUCCAAUACAUUGGCACCUGCUGGGAGAUUUACAAUUUAAAUCUUAUGUAAGAGGCUGUGCAAUUCACCAGACCUAUAACAGAGCUGUUACUAUCCAUAACACACAUCACCUUCUGGUUGAGAGGAAUAUUAUAUAUGACAUCAAGGGAGGAGCAUUUUUUAUAGAAGAUGGUAUUGAACAUGGCAAUAUCCUGCAAUAUAACUUGGCAGUAUUUGUACAGCAAAGUACUAGUCUUCUGAACGAUGAUGUGACCCCAGCUGCAUUUUGGGUAACCAACCCGAACAAUACCAUACGGCACAAUGCAGCUGCUGGUGGCACUCACUUUGGUUUUUGGUACCGAAUGAACAACCACCCCGAUGGGCCAUCCUAUGACCGAAACAUUUGCCAAAAAAGAGUUCCUCUUGGAGAAUUCUUUAACAAUACUGUUCAUUCUCAAGGUUGGUUUGGAUUGUGGAUCUUUGAAGAAUAUUUCCCCAUGCAAACAGGAUCUUGUACUUCCACAGUGCCAGUGCCUGCCAUAUUUAAUUCACUUACUACUUGGAACUGUCAAAAAGGAGCUGAAUGGGUUAAUGGAGGUGCCCUUCAGUUCCAUAACUUUAUGAUGGUAAACAACUAUGAGGCUGGAAUCGAGACCAAGAGGAUUCUGGCUCCUUAUGUUGGAGGGUGGGGUGAAACCAACGGAGCAGUGAUUAAAAAUGCCAAAAUAGUUGGUCAUCUUGAUGAACUGGGUAUGGGAUCUGCAUUUUGCACAACAAAAGGCCUGGUUCUUCCAUUUAGUGCAGGCUUGACUGUAUCUUCUGUGCACUUUAUGAACUUUGACCGUCCCAACUGUGCAGCUUUGGGGGUGACAUCCAUCACUGGAGUUUGUAAUGAGAGGUGUGGAGGUUGGAGUGCAAAGUUUGUUGAUAUCCAGUAUUUUCACACACCAAACAAGGCUGGCUUUCGAUGGGAACAUGAAGUGGUGCUGAUUGAUACUGAUGGUUCACUUACAGGGUACAAAGGACACACCGUUAUUCCACACAGCUCACUGUUAGACCCUUCCCAUUGCACUCAAGAAGCUGAGUGGAGCAUUGGGUUCGCUGGCUCAGUCUGUGAUGCUUCAGUCAGCUUCCACCGUUUGGCAUUCAAUAAGCCUUCCCCAGUAUCUCUGCUUGAAAAGGAUGUGGUUCUCUCAGACUCAUUUGGCACAAGCAUUGUUCCUUUUCAGAAGAAACGACUGACUCAUAUGUCUGGAUGGAUGGCUCUGAUUCCAAACUCAAAUCACAUUAACUGGUAUUUUAAAGACGUGGAUCACAUAACCAACAUAUCAUAUACAUCAACAUUCUAUGGAUUUAAGGAAGAAGACUAUGUAAUUAUAUCACAUAACUUCACCCAAAAUCCUGAUAUGUUUAAUGUUAUUGAUAUAAGGAAUGGUUCUUUAAAUCCAUUGAACUGGAAUACUAGCAAGAAUGGAGACUGGCACCUUGAAGCAAACACCAGUACUCUGUAUUACUUGGUGUCAGGAAGGAAUGACCUUCAUCCCAGUCAGCCCACCUCUGGGACCCUGGAUCCUGAUGUGAAAGAUGUUACUAUUAAUUUCCAGGCUUACUGUUGUAUUCUCCAGGAUUGCUUUCCUAUACAUCCCCCAUCAAGAAAACCAAUUCCCAGGAAGAGACCAGCCACUUAUAAUUUAUGGUCAAAUGAUUCUUUUUGGCAAUCAUCUCGAGAAAAUAAUUAUACUGUACCUCACCCAGGAUCAAACGUGGUUAUUCCUGAAGGAACAUGGAUUGUAGCUGACACAGCUUUGCCUCCAAUGGAAAGGCUCAUUAUUUGGGGAGUUCUAGAACUGGAAGAUAACUAUAGUGUGGGAGCUGUAGAGUCUUCUUACAGAAAAGUUGUUUUGAAUGCUACCUACAUAUCACUACAGGGAGGUAGAUUAAUCGGUGGCUGGGAAGAUGACCCUUUUAAAGGAGAAUUAAAAAUUGUUCUUAGAGGAAAUCAUUCCACCCCAGAAUGGGCUCUUCCAGAAGGACCAAAUCAAGGGGCAAAAGUAUUGGGUAUGUAUCUCCAGAUAUCAAAAGUGUCAUAUCAGUUUUGAGAAUCUACUUUAAAAUAUACAGCACUAAAGUACUUAUCAGUUCAUGAUGUUACGGUAUCAGAGGGAGAAGAGAUUGUGAUAACAACUACCAGCUAUGAUUUCCACCAGACAGAAACAAGAAGUAUCGUUAAAAUCCUGCAUGAUCACAAAAUUCUCAUUCUCAACGAUAGCCUUUCCUACACUCACCUUGGAAAUGCAAGAAUAAGUAAUGUGGAAUUUUAUCACAGUGGUCAAGAAGGCUUCAGGGAUAGCACAGAUCCAAGAUACGCUGUAACAUUUCUUAACCUAGGGCAGAUCAAUAGAGGAACCAAUACAGUCUUACAGAAUAACGUAGUUGCUGGAUUUGGAAGAGCAGGAUACCGCAUUGAUGGUGAACCUUGCUCAAGCCAGUCUAAUUCCAAGGAAAAGUGGUUUGACAACGAAGCCCACGGAGGUUUGUACGGUAUCUAUAUGAACCAAGAUGGACUUCCUGGGUGUUCUCUUAUACAGGGAUUUACCAUCUGGACAUGCUGGGAUUAUGGAAUUUAUUUUCAGACCACGGAGAGUGUGCACAUUUAUAAUGUGACCCUGGUUGACAAUGGAAUGGCCAUUUUUCCUAUGAUUUACACGCCAGCUGCUGUCUCACACAAAAUUUCCAGUAAAAAAGUAAAAAUUAAGAGCUCAUUAAUUGUUGGAAGUAGCCCCGAAUUUAAUUGCUCUGAUGUCCUGACUGAUGAUGAUCCCAAUAUUGAACUCACUGCUGCCCAUCGGAGUCCUAGACCUCCAACAGGUGGUAGAAGUGGGAUUUGCUGGCCCACCUUUGCUUCAGCUCAUAACAUGGCACCCCGAAAGCCUCAUGCAGGGAUCAUGAGUUAUAACGCCAUUGGUGGCCUUUUGGAUGUCUCAGGUUCAACAUUUAUUGGAUUUAAGAAUGUUUGUUCAGGAGAAAUUAAUGUGAUAUUCAUUACUAACCCUUUAAAUGAGGAUUUACAGCACCCAAUCCAUGUGAAGAAUAUACAACUGGUCGAUACUACUGAACAAUCAAAAAUAUUUAUACAUAGGCCUGAUAUAAGUAAGGUCAAUCCAUCUGAUUGUGUAGACAUGGUUUGUGAUGCCAAAAGGAAAUCUUUUCUUAGAGACUUGGAUGGCUCCUUUCUGGGGAAUUCUGGUUCAGUGAUACCUCAAGCAGAAUAUGAAUGGAAUGGAAACAGCCAACUAGGAAUUGGAGACUACAGAAUUCCUAAGGUGAUGCUCACAUUCUUGAAUGGAAGUAGAAUUCCUGUCACUGAGAAAGCACCUUAUAAAGGAAUUAUUAGAGAUUCAACCUGUAAAUACAUUCUAGAAUGGCAGAGCUAUAAGUGCUUUGGGAUGGAAUAUGCAAUGAUGGUUAUUGAAAGCCUAGAUUCUGACACAGAAACUCGAAGACUUUCACCAGUGGCUGUACUAAGCAAUGGUUAUGUUGAUCUCAUUAAUGGCCCACAGGAUCAUGGUUGGUGUGCGGGAUACACAUGCCAAAGAAGGCUGUCCUUGUUUCAUAGCAUUGUGGCUCUGAACAAAUCUUACGAAGUUUAUUUCACGGGUACCAGUCCUCAGAAUCUUCGACUUAUGUUGCUUAAUGUUGACCAUAACAAGGCUGUUGUAGUAGGAACUUUUUUUUCCACACUUCAGCGUUUGGAUGUCUAUGUGAACAAUUCAUUGGUCUGUCCCAAAACGACAGUGUGGAAUGCCCAACAGAAAUACUGUGAACUUAAUAAGCAUCUAUACACAGAGCAAUUUCUUCCUGACCUGGACUCCACUGUCCUUGGUGAAAAUUACUUUGAUAGAACCUACCAGAUGCUUUACCUUUUGGUCAAAGGAACUCUACCUGUUGAAAUCCACACUACCACAGUCAUAUUUGUUUCUUUCCAAUUACCUACUGUAACAGAAGAUGACUUUUACAGCUCUCAUAAUCUGGUUAGAAAUCUCGCCUUAUUCCUGAAGAUACCAAGUGACAAAAUCCGUAUCAGCAAAGUAGUAAGAGGGAAGAGCUUGCGAAGGAAGAGAUCCACCGGACUCGCAAUUGAAUUAGAGAUUGGAGAUCCCCCCACUCAGUUCUUAAGCAAUGACACUACAGGUCGGAUGCAAUUAUCUGAACUACAGGAAAUUGCCAGUUCUCUUGGACAAGCUGUAAUUUUAGGAAAAACCGGUAACAUCCUUGGAUUUAAUAUUUCUUCUAUGUCUAUUACUAAUCCCCUCCCCAGCCCAAGUGACUCUAGCUGGAUUAAGCCAUUUUCUCAGCAGCCUUCAGUAAAGGCGGUAGAUUCCGAUGGUAAUUGUGUAUCAGUUGGUGUUACUAUGUUGACUUUGAAGGCCAUACUAAAGGACUCCAAUAAUAACCAAGUCAGUGGUCUUAGUGGAAAUACAACAAUUCCAUUUAGCAGCUGUUGGGCCAACUAUACAGACCUUACUCCUCUUAGAACAGGAAAAAAUUAUAAGAUUGAAUUUAUACUGGAUAAUGUUGUUCGGGUAGAAUCCAGAACUUUCAGCCUGCCAGCACAGACUGUCUCUAGCAGCAGCAGCAGUGGCGGCAGCAGCAGCAGUAGCAAAGCAACAACUGUGCGUACAUCUGCCCAGAUAAUGAUAAUAGUAAUUAGCUGUCUGAUGGGAAGAAUGUUGCUCUUGGAAAUAUUUAUGGCUGCAGUUUUUGCUUUGAAUGUAACUAUAGGAUGCAACUAA